AUGGUUAGCGCGAAGAAGCUUCUUGGCUGUGCUUGCCUCUUGCCAGCAGCCUAUGGUGGUUACUUAAAAUCCGCCCCUACGGCCCCAGCCUCUCACUCUGACAUUGCUUCUUCAACUUCUUCGGGAAAAUACACACAGUUUACCAUUCCCACUAGCGCAGAUGUUGGCGUACAGCAGAUCGCCAAUAUUGAUGACCCCGAAGCCGUCGAUGCGCAGUCGGUUUGUCCCGGGUACAAGGCAUCGAACAUCAAGGAAUCUGCUCGUGGAUUGACCGCUACCCUGACGCUAGCCGGAAAGCCAUGCAAUGUAUACGGAACCGAUGUUGACUCGCUGAACUUUUCCAUCGAGUACCUCGCCAAUGAUCGUCUCAACGUCCAGGUUGUCCCGACUUAUCUCGAUUCUUCUAACUAUUCGUGGUUCAUGUUGGAUGAGCAUGUCGUUCCCCGACCCACUUCCGACCCUCAUGCUUCAAAGACGCAUAGUGAUCUUGAGAUCACCUGGUCGAAUAAGCCAUCCUUCCAUUUCAAGGUGACCCGCAAGGCUACCCGUGAUGUCAUCUUCGAUACCACUGGUUCAGUCUUGGUAUUUGAGGACCAGUUUGUUGAGUUUGUUACUUCCUUGCCUAAAGAUUAUAAUUUGUAUGGCAUUGGAGAGCACAUCCAGCAGCUGCGCCUCUUGAACAAUCUCACAUUGACUCUCUAUGCGUCGGAUAUUGCUGACCCUAUUGAUGACAAUAUUUACGGCUCCCAUCCUUUCUAUCUAGACACUCGCUACUAUGAGGUUAACAAUGAGGGUCACCAUAUCCUCGUUGCAAGUGACAAGGCCGAUCCGUCUAAAGACUAUGUUUCCUUCUCGCACGGUGUCUUCUCUAGAAAUGCCCACGGUCAGGAGAUCGUCAUGAACCCUGAGGGCCUGAAGUGGCGCACCCUGGGAGGUAGCAUUGAUCUCACUUUCUACUCUGGUCCUAGCCAAGCGGAUGUGACCAAGAACUACCAGUUGAGCACCAUCGGCUUGCCAGCAUUGCAGCAGUACUUCACUUUUGGCUUCCACCAGUGCCGCUGGGGUUACAAUAACUGGACGGAACUUGAACAAGUUGUCUCCAACUUUGAAAAGUUUGAAAUCCCGCUCGAGACUAUCUGGAAUGACAUUGAUUAUAUGCAUGGUUACCGCGACUUCGACAAUGAUCAAUAUCGUUAUCCCUACCGUGAGGGUGAGGUGUUCCUAGAUAAGUUGCACCGCAGUGGCCGUCAUUAUGUUCCCAUUAUAGAUUCGGCUAUCUACAUUCCAAACCCCAAUAAUGCCUCCGAUGCCUAUGAUACCUACACCCGCGGACACAAAGAUGACGUCUUCCUGAAGAAUCCCGAUGGAAGUGAGUACAUCGGCGCUGUCUGGCCCGGCUACACUGUCUUCCCCGACUGGCACAAUCCUAAGACAGGCGAUUUCUGGGCGAGCGAAAUCGUUACCUGGAACAAGAAAAUAGCCAUUGAUGGCAUCUGGAUUGAUAUGAGUGAGGUUUCUUCCUUCUGCGUUGGUAGCUGCGGAUCUGGAAAUCUUAGCAUGAACCCAGCGCACCCCUCGUUCUCCCUGCCCGGAGAGCCUGGCAACGUGAUCUAUGACUAUCCGGAAGGGUUUGGGCUCAGAAACAAGACAGAGGCUGCAUCUGCGUCUGCAGCGUCAUCUAGUCAGGCUGCUGCUGCCGAAACUGGCAGUUCUACCUCUUCGUCCAUCUCUUAUCUGCGGACCACACCCACUGCGGGAGUACGCAACAUCAACUACCCGCCAUAUGUGAUCAAUCAUGACCAAGAUGGCCACGACCUCAGCUCGCACGCUGUGUCUCCAAAUGCCACUCACUCCGAUGGCGUCCAAGAAUAUGACGUUCACAGCCUCUUCGGCCACCAAAUCCUCAACGCCACCUAUCAUGGCCUGCUGAAGGUCGAUGAAAAGAAGCGACCCUUCAUCAUCGGCCGCUCAACAUUCGCAGGCUCCGGUAAAUGGGCCGGCCACUGGGGUGGUGACAAUGCCUCUAAGUGGGCAUAUAUGUUUUUCUCUAUCCCACAAGCCCUGUCAUUCUCCCUCUUCGGAAUCCCCAUGUUCGGAGUCGACACUUGCGGCUUCAACGGCAACACCGACGAGGAACUCUGCAACCGCUGGAUGCAACUAUCAGCCUUCUUCCCCUUCUACCGCAACCACAACACCCUCUCCGCAAUCCCUCAAGAGCCCUAUAUCUGGGAAUCUGUCACGGCCGCUACCAAAUCCGCCAUGGAGAUCCGCUACGCAAUUCUCCCCUACUUCUACACCCUCUUCCACGAAGCCCACACCACUGGCUCCACCGUCAUGCGCGCCCUGGCCUGGGAGUUCCCCACAGACCCCUCCCUCGCCGCAGUUGACACCCAAUUUCUCCUCGGCCCCUCAAUCAUGGUCAUCCCCGUACUCGCGCCGCAAGCCAUCUCUGUCAAGGGCAUUUUCCCAGGCCUCAAGCACGGUGAGGUGUGGUACGAUUGGUACACUCAGACCACCGUGGACGCAAAGCCAGGUGUUAACACUACCAUCCCCGCUCCGCUCGGGCAUAUCCCGGUUUUCGUGCGUGGAGGCAGCGUCUUGCCGAUGCAGGAGCCGGCUUUGACUACCAAGGAGGCGCGUGCCACGCCCUGGUCUUUGCUUGUUGCUCUCGGCGGCAGUGGAGCUGCCUCUGGGAAGUUAUAUCUCGAUGACGGAGAGAGCAAUGUUCCGGAUGACACGCUUGAUGUUACUUUCAAGGUCAAGGGGUCCAGCUUGAGUGCCAAGGCAAAAGGUAACUGGGAGGAGUCGAAUCCUCUCGCUACUGUUACUGUUCUCGGUGUUUCCAAGAAACCUGGCACUGUUAGACUUAACGGCAUGCCUGUCCCAGCUUCUGGUGUGGAAUACAAUGCUACAUCACAUGUGUUGUGUGUUUGUGGUUUGCAGGAGUUGACCAAGGAGGGUGCUUUCAGUGGGAACUGGACUUUGAAGUGGUAG
Penicillium roqueforti is the source of this 2994-nucleotide messenger RNA. RefSeq names its product glycoside hydrolase family 31 protein. The transcript has 4 exons. The coding region runs from base 1 to 2994 and encodes 997 amino acids. Gene Ontology annotation, molecular function: hydrolase activity, hydrolyzing O-glycosyl compounds; carbohydrate binding. The record is from RefSeq and is a predicted model, not a curated record. NCBI's taxonomy places the organism in Eukaryota, Fungi, Ascomycota, Eurotiomycetes, Eurotiales, Aspergillaceae. Gene Ontology annotation, biological process: carbohydrate metabolic process.